Molecule: messenger RNA, 2493 nt
Organism: Solea solea (common sole)
Lineage: Eukaryota; Metazoa; Chordata; Actinopteri; Pleuronectiformes; Soleidae
Gene: apeh2
Product: S9 family peptidase
Exons: 22
Coding region: 239-2431 (730 amino acids)
Biological process (GO): proteolysis
Molecular function (GO): serine-type endopeptidase activity
Source: RefSeq, a predicted model, not a curated record
UAUCGUCCACUCAACAUGGAGGCACUGAUAUUGUUUUGGUCGAAUGAGCUGUGGAAGUAAACGAGAGAGUUGUGUAAAUGCCUUGACGAACUGGUCUGUUGUUAUAACACUAAUAACCGUGUCAUUAGCGUCAGGAAUGAGUAUGCUCUCGUAUGUCCACUGUUCACCUGCACUUAGCGUCGCUGUGGUAAUUGAGGUUUAGCAGGUUAUUGUAAGCUGUGUGCGGCAGCUGACACGCAUGGAGCCCGCACAUAUCACCGGUGUUUACGGAGAGGUCAGUGGUCUCCCUGCUCCUGUUUCUGCAUAUGUGAGGGAGGAGCAGCUCCCAGGGCUCCAGGUCUACACUGUGACGACAGUGUGGAGACAAAGUGACCUGGUCCAAGGGUCCAGACUUAACUUCUCCAAGCAGUGGACUUUGAUUGCAGAGGGCAAUGACUGCAAGAGCAUUAAGACUGUCCUCCCUCCUGGACCUUCCACUCCUAUGUCCAGAGAGUUUCUGAGUAGAUUUUCUCCCAUUCAAGGCCAGAAGGCGGUUGUCAAGGAGACCUGUGGCUAUCAGUUCCUGGAGAUAUGGGACUGCCAUGGCCUCAGGAGAUGCCUCAACCUGACUGCCCUCAACAAACAUGGCCGUGUAUAUGACGACGCUCAGUUUGGCUGUCUGUCAUGGUCAGAGUGUGAGAACAAACUGCUGUAUGUAGCUGAGAAGUGCAAGGAUACGUCAGAUGAAAAAUCUGCCUGCGGCAUGGACUCAAGUGUGUACCACGAGGACUGGGGUGAGGCUUUGACCAACAAGAGCUGCCCAGUGAUUUGUGUGGCGAAUCCUCAGGCUGGCACGGUCAGUGUGCUGCAGGGCGUUCAGUCCGACAUCUCACCUGGACAGGCUUUGUGGGCUCCCGGGAGUCAGUCUGUGUUUUUCGUCGGGUGGUACCAUGAACCGUUCAGACUCGGACUGAUGUUUUGUUCCAACCGCAGAUCGGCAUUGUUCAAGCUAGAUCUGGAUGGACACUGUGAGUGUCUGUCAGAGAACGACAGGUCAGUGUCCUGUCCUAGGCUGAGUCCAGACGGGUCCACGUUGAUCUACCUGCAGGGCCAAGUGUUUGGUCCGCACAAUCAGUGUCUCAGUCUCAAACAGCUGGACCUGAGGAGUGGGAAGACGUCCACACUAUUGGAUGUUGUCAACAGACCACAGCAUGAUGCGUUUGCAGGUGUUUAUGAGGCUCUUCCUUCCUGCUGCUGGUCUGCAGACAGUCAGAGAGUGUUGUUCAGCAGUGCCCGCAGGAACUGGAAGGAUCUGUUUAUGGUUGACAGAAGAUCAAAGAAAGUCACUUCCCUCUCUGAUAAUUCCCUUCCUGAUCAUCCUCUCCCUCCUCCUCCUCCUCCUCCUCCUGCUCCUCCUUUAUAUUCUGAUCAUCAGGAGCACACGCAUGAACUUAAAGGUCCAUCUUAUCUUUCCAAAAUCUAUGGCAGCUGGAAGCUGCUGACAGUCCAGGGGGACCUGAUGGUUGUCUGCUGCUCCAGCCCCAAUAUACCACCCACUCUGAUGGUGGGUUUCCUUCCCUCAGCAGGUGGACCGGUGUCCUGGCGAACCCUGCAGCAGCCUCCUCUGACCUUUGACUUCGACUGGACUAGUCUAGAUGUUACACCUCCACCUGAGGAGGACAACAUCCACUACUCUGGUCUGGACUUUGGCGCUGUCCUGGUUAAACCGUCUUGUUCCCUCCAUGUGUCCAGUGUCCCUCUGGUCGUUUUCAUUCACGGUGGCCCUCACUCACAGUUCCCUGCAGAGUGGAACUGCACCACAGCUGGACUGACUAAACUUGGCUUUGCUGUGCUCAUGGUUAACUACCGGGGAUCCACAGGUUAUGGCCAAGACAGCAUUCUAUCCCUGAUUGGUCAGAUUGGAAGCCAGGAUGUAAAAGACGUCCAGAGGGCUGUGCUAACUGCACUGGAGAGCGACCGCACCCUUAACCCCAAACGCCUGGCCGUUAUCGGUGGUUCACACGGGGGCUUCCUGUCCUGUCAUCUGGUCGGUCAAUACCCCGAGCACUACAGAGUGUGUGCAGCCAGGAACCCUGUCAUUAACGCUGCCACUUUAUUGGGAACCAGCGACAUUGUGGACUGGCGUUACACCAGUGUGGGCCUUCAGUACUCAUAUGACCAGUUACCCACUGCUGAAGCUCUGGCUGUUAUGUUGGACAAGUCACCCAUCAAACACGCUGCUCAGAUUAAGGCUCCAGUGCUGCUGAUGUUGGGAGGCAGAGACAGGCGAGUGUCACCUUACCAGGGUCUGGAGCUUUAUAAAGCACUGAAGAGCAGAGGUUCACCUGCCAGACUGUUGUGGUUUGCAGAGGACGGACAUUCACUGUCCAGAGUGGACACACAGGCCAACUGCUUCCUCAACACAGUGCUGUGGCUGCACCAGUAUCUCUGAACACAAAGUUACCUAAUUUUGUAAAAUAAAAAUCCGGAGCAUUAAAUAAAAUUCAAUGUAUA